This is a messenger RNA of Rotaria sp. Silwood2, 1260 nucleotides long. NCBI's taxonomy places the organism in Eukaryota, Metazoa, Rotifera, Eurotatoria, Philodinida, Philodinidae. The record is from the annotation of a GenBank genome assembly.
AUGAUUCGUUCUUUAUUUUUACCAACAUAUAAUAGAAUAUCAAUGGGCGUAAAACGAGAUAAUGUACCUUUACUUGAUUUACCAUUUGAUGAUUCACAAAAUGAUAUCAAUACAACAUCAAUGCCAGCAGUUGACAUCGAACAACCAUCAUUAACAACAACAUCAAAUGGAACUUGUUCCAAUGAUUAUGGUGCACAUCUACGUGCAAAGUUACGAUUUUUUUUAAUGUCACCAUGUUGGAAAUGGCAUUUAAAACGGCAAUGUCCAUGGAAAGCAUGGUUUCAAUUUAUUAAAAUUAUUAUUCUUACUACACAGUUAAUUCUGUUUGGUAUUGAAAGACAAUCACAUGUUGUAUUUAUUUCUGAAAGUAAUAUAACAUUUCAUCAUUUAUUUGUUCGUGGUUGGAGUUCAAAUGAUGAAACAUUACCAUAUCCAAGAGCAUCAGGAGAUUUUGCUGUUUAUACUACUCAUGAGUUUAUUCGUUCAAUUAAUUAUGUUGUACAUCGAUUUAAUAAUUUAACAAAUAUAUCAUCGGGUUUAUUUGAUUAUCAUGAUCAUUCAAUACAAAAAUUAUCUAAUCCUGAUUCAGAAUCAAGUGAACAUUACAUUACUCUAUGUUUAGAUCGUUUUAAAACAUGUCAAAUUGAUCCAAGUUCACAUAUGUAUAUAUUAGAUGCUGAAAUUGAAAAUACUUGUUUUACAUUUAACGCAACAAAUACUUUUGAUGUUGAAGAAUAUUUAUUAAACAUACAUAAUGAAACAAUAAAUUAUUGUGGACUUAAUUUAUUAACACUUGAAUUUGCUAUACAUGCUAUUCAACUUAAAAAUGAAAGACUAUUUAGUUUACCUGAUUGUUAUCAUUUUUCAGUUAAAGUAACAUUUGAUAAUAAUGCUCGAACAGGAAAAAUUCGUCAACAUCUUAAUUCUGACGCAAAAUUUCGUACAUGUAAUAGAAAAUUAAUACAUCAAAAUGCAGAUUUUACAUUAGUGCGGCGUAAUUUAUUGAUUUUUUUGGAUUGUGUAGUUUUAUUUAUAACUAUUAUUUCAUUUAUUCUUUGUAUACGAUCAUUAUGGUUUGGACAUCAUUUAUGUAAAGAAAUUCGUUUAUAUUAUUCUUUAGCACGAACUCAAGAAAAGCCAUUAGCUUGGAGUGAAUUACAAAUUUUCUAUUCAUUUUGGUAUUUUCUUAUGAUAAUAACAGAUUUAAUGGUUAUACCAGGAACUAUUAUUAAAAUUGGAAUUUUAUUUAAAGUAAAGUGA